AUGCCUCCACGAAAGAAAGCUCGGGGAGGGGCGAGUCACUCCGUCUCCACGCCCAACACGACAAAAAGCGACGAUGCCAUGGACAUUGACACACCGACUUCGGAGACGCCAACCAAAGCUACCGCUUCCUCCAAGAAUCCCACCAUCGACAUUUACAAUGACAUGUGGACGGACGACCAGCUUUCUUCCCUCUUCAAGGGUGUCAUUCGUUGGAAACCAGCAGGUAUGCACAAGCACUUUCGCAUGAUUGCGAUAUCCGAACACCUCCGCAACCACGGCUUCGACCCAGACGUCCACCAGCACACGCGCAUCCCAAACAUAUGGGAGCGCCUGCGGGCGCAUUACAACCUCGAUUCCAUCAACGAGCGCGAAAACUUUGACGACGAGCCCGAGGACAAGUACCUCGAGUUCUCCCUCGGCCGGCAGUUCCACGGGCUCAUCGAAGAGCGCGUGCUUCGUGGUUCCGACAGCGAGUCGUCGAGCGAGUCGAGCGCUGCGGAAGCCGGAGAAGAGACAGAGGACCAGGAAAGCGACAAGGAAGAGGAGGCCGGUGGCGGCGACGACGACGACGAAGACGAAGAAGAGGAGGAAGAUGACGAGGAGGACAGCACUGCGGCCAAAGCCAAGGAUGAAAAGAAGGAGAAGGAAAAGGAAAAAGAGAAGGAUAAGGAAAAGGAAAAGGAAAAGGAGAAGGAAAAGGAAAAGGAGAGAGAGCCCGUCAGGGGCGGAAGGAGAGGAAAGCGCAAUAGCGAGAGGCUGAGGUCCGGGAGGUCAAGUACAGUGGACGACUCGGAGGACGUCACAGAGGCGGACUCACCCGCACCCAAGGUCGAGGAGAGCUCCGAAGACGACGACGACGACGAAGAGAGCGGCUCCAACGAUGAUGACGAUGACGAGAGCGCGGAGGAAGCGACACCCGUCCGUGGUUGCAACUUCAUGUUCUCAGCAAGCAAGGAUAUCGAUACAUGA
This is a messenger RNA of Parascedosporium putredinis, 969 nucleotides long. The record is from the annotation of a GenBank genome assembly. Lineage: Eukaryota; Fungi; Ascomycota; Sordariomycetes; Microascales; Microascaceae.